Molecule: messenger RNA, 2053 nt
Organism: Triticum aestivum (bread wheat)
Lineage: Eukaryota; Viridiplantae; Streptophyta; Magnoliopsida; Poales; Poaceae
Product: ent-kaurenoic acid oxidase 1
Exons: 7
Coding region: 480-1805 (441 amino acids)
Biological process (GO): sterol metabolic process; brassinosteroid homeostasis; brassinosteroid biosynthetic process
Cellular component (GO): endoplasmic reticulum
Molecular function (GO): ent-kaurenoic acid monooxygenase activity; heme binding; iron ion binding
Source: RefSeq, a predicted model, not a curated record
GUAUCAGUUCAGGCCGUGUUGGAAGGCAGCGCGGCAAAGAUCCGUCCUCAUCAUCAACAACAUCUAUCACCUAGUAGCUAGCUAGCAUCCUAUCUUCUUCAGUCAGUGGGAUGCCCUUUUCUUUUGCACCCAUACCAUCUGCUUGUUCUCACCUUCCCUCUUGGAAAAGUAUAUAGAAUCCUGACUUGUCUUGUUCUGAAUUCUGAUGUGUCUGUUUCUGUAAUCUAGUUCACAACUUGGCAUCCAUCUAGAUUAGAUUUAACCUGACCCAUCCAUCAGACGAUGCUCUUCAGAGAUGACCAUCACCUGGGUGGCUUCAGGCAUGCAUCCAAAAUCCCCUUUCAGUUUGCUUGGAUGUUGCAAUGUACUAUGGUUCAGAACUGCAAAUGAAGGAUUUUGUCUGCAAUUGCCGUCGAUUUUGCAGCCUCACUUUCAUAGAGUUGAUGUACGCAUUGCGUUGGUCACCAAUCUGAUAUGAAAUGCAUGCUGGCUUGGCAUCCACCCACUGUCCAGCAAAAUAUGCACCAUUGUCCGCUCUUUGGAGCAGAUGUCCCUUCACAAAUCUCUGGUUCGGGCGGGCGGGGCUGUACAGGGCGUUCAUGUUCAGCAGCCCGACGAUCAUGGUGACCACGCCGGACGCGUGCAAGCAGGUGCUCAUGGACGACGACACCUUCGUCACCGGCUGGCCCAAGGCCACCAUCGCGCUCAUCGGGCCCAAGUCCUUCAUCAGCAUGGGCUACGACGAGCACCGCCGGCUGCGCAAGCUCACCGCGGCGCCCAUCAACGGCUUCGACGCGCUCACCUCCUACCUGGCCUUCAUCGACCACACCGUGGUCACCACGCUCCGGGGCUGGUCCGAGCGGGGCGACGACUUCGAGUUCCUCACGGAGCUGCGCCGGAUGACGUUCCGGAUCAUCGUGCAGAUCUUCAUGGGCGGCGCCGACGAGCGCACGGCGGCCGAGCUGGAGAGCACCUACACGGAGCUCAACUACGGCAUGCGCGCCAUGGCCAUCGACCUGCCGGGGUUCGCCUACCACAAGGCCAUCCGCGCGCGCCGCAGGCUCGUGGCGGCGCUGCAGCGUGUGCUGGACGAGCGCCGGGCCAGGGGGGCGAAGACCGCCGGGGUGGACAUGAUGGACCGGCUGAUCGCCGCGGAGGACGAGGGCGGGCGGCGGCUGCAGGACGACGAGAUCAUCGACGUGCUCGUCAUGUACCUCAACGCCGGCCACGAGUCCUCCGGCCACAUCACCAUGUGGGCCACCGUCUUCCUGCAGGAGAACCCCGAAAUCCUCGCCAAGGCCAAGGCGGAGCAGGAGGCGAUCAUGAGGAGCAUUCCCCCGGGACAGAAGGGGCUCACCCUCAGGGACUUCAGGAAGAUGGAGUACCUCUCACAGGUGGUCGACGAGACGCUCCGGUUCGUCAACAUCUCCUUCGUGUCGUUCCGCCAGGCGACCCGCGACGUCUCCGUCAACGGUUAUCUGAUACCCAAGGGGUGGAAGGUUCAGCUGUGGUACAGGAGCGUGCACAUGGACCCUCAGGUGUACCCUGACCCCAAGAAGUUCGACCCUUCAAGAUGGGAGGGCCCGCCGCCAAGGGCCGGGACGUUCCUUCCGUUCGGGCUCGGCACGAGGCUGUGCCCGGGCAACGAUCUCGCCAAGCUCGAGAUCUCUGUCUUCCUCCACCAUUUCCUCCUUGGCUACAAGCUGACAAGGAAAAACCCAAAUUGCCGGGUGAGGUACCUGCCGCACCCCCGGCCGGUGGACAACUGCCUGGCCAGGAUCACCAGAGUCUCCACCUCCCAUUGACGAUGAUGAAAACAGAGAAUCCAAAACCCUAGACGGCGUCACCCGGAAACACCAAAUUUAGGAGAACUCAUUUGUCCAAAUAAAUAAAGAAAUAAAUCGUGAGGGGCUGUUGCCGCAGAUGAGUUACAGUUGUCGUCAUUCCUUGUUUUUAGCUCUAUCCUAGGACUCAAAAAUGUUAUGCUGAAAAAGACAUUUGUGUCAAAACAGAAAUAUCAAUAGUGUUGACGCCGAAUUAAUUUGCGCUGAAA